Molecule: messenger RNA, 648 nt
Organism: Exophiala xenobiotica
Lineage: Eukaryota; Fungi; Ascomycota; Eurotiomycetes; Chaetothyriales; Herpotrichiellaceae
Exons: 2
Coding region: 1-648 (215 amino acids)
Source: RefSeq, a predicted model, not a curated record
AUGCCGCGCUUUGCAGCAGGUACUGGGAUACCUAUUCGUAAUGUCGAUAAUGAAGGCUCUGCUCCCGCUUCUGCGGUCUACAACCCACAGGUCCCAGAUCGGUUCCGUGUGAAGAACCGCCGCAAGCGCUACCUCGACACGCACCCCGAGUAUUUUGGACCGCAGCUUGAGCUGGCAGAUCCAUUAUUAUAUGAUCGCCUUAUUCGCAGGUUCCAAACGCCUGCAGAGCGUGAAGCCGAAGGCCGCCAGAAGGGCUACUCCGGCAUUCUUGAGGCGGACAUCUAUCGUAGUGAGGCGAAGCUCGACGCUUUACGGCAUCCUGAUCCGAAUAGCAUGUUUACGUACAGGCGCGGGCCAAGCGGAGAGAUACUGGCUGAAGAUAGGGACGAAGUUCCUGCCAACAAAGAGGAGGGACAGGCACGAUGGCGGUGGGAAAUGGAAACGAGGUUUUUAAGAGGUGGCGAUGAUGACUUUGACUACGAGGGCGUGGAUAACAAUCCGGAAUAUGAUGAUCGGGCGACUGAAGAGCGGGAUGCGGAGGACAAAUAUUUCGACGCAGAGGAGCCUGAGUUUGUCGAGGACGAACAUGGCGAUACGAGGAAGAAGAGUAAGGACCUGCAAGGGGAGACGGGUAUACAAGACUUCUAG